GUCAUGUACGAGAAGGGCCACCUGCUGAAGGUCUCAGAAUCGCAACAUGUAGACAAAGUGUGGAAGACGUACGACCAAGAGGGGCUCGACCUCCCGCCGAUCAUGGUGCGCUCCACGCUCACCUGCGAGGCCCCCGACGGUAUCUGCGCUCGCUGCUACGGAGAGGAUAUGUCCAAGCCGGGGACGCUGGUCGCCCUGGGCACCCCGGUCGGCGUCAUCGCCGCGCAGAGCAUGGGCGAGCCGGGCACCCAGCUGACCAUGCGCACGUUCCACACCGGCGGCGCCUUCGAGGGCGGCGCCUUCGAGGGGACGCAGGCCGCCGGCCCCGGCACCAUCCACCUGGUGGACAGCAGCGGCCAGCCCGUCGUGGCGACUGGCGGCCCCGAGCAAGGA
This is a messenger RNA of Prorocentrum cordatum, 393 nucleotides long. NCBI's taxonomy places the organism in Eukaryota, Dinophyceae, Prorocentrales, Prorocentraceae. The record is from the annotation of a GenBank genome assembly.